AUGCCUGCCUUCGUUCCACGAUACGUCUACUACUACGGAGGGGAGACCGAGUGCCACCCCUACAAGCCCACAAAACAAAUCUGCUAUGUGUGCCAGCGCAUGGGACACCGAUCGGACGUUUGUCCUACCCCGAACGUCAAGAUCUGUCUCGCUUGCGGGACGCACGACCCGACGGACGGCCACGAGUGCUCGCUCAAGUGCGCCGUCUGCGGCGAAGCUCACGCCACGGGGUCUCGCGAGUGCAAGCAAAAGCUAAAACACAACACUACCACCAAAAAGCAUCCUCCGCCCGGAAGGAGGAAGGAAGACGACGACAUUGAUGGAAGAAGGCCAAGACGAAGCCGCCUGCGGUGGUUCAGCUCGGAAUCCUCGGCGAGCCGCUCAAGGUCCCGGGCCCAGUCCAGGUCAAGGUCCCGGUCCCGGUCCCGAUCCCGAUCCCGGUCCCAGUCCCAGUCCCAGUCCAGGUCCAGGUCCCGACUCCGCUCGGAGUGGCCAAAGCCAGGAGAGCAGCGAGGGCAGCGCCAGCCUUCUACCUCGACAUCCACGUCGAAGCCGAAGAACCAAUCGGGCAAGAAGAACCAAGCCAACAACAACAAGGUGAGCCGGAAUCAGUCUUGUAGCUCCUCCGCUCAAAAUACCAGUGAAAAUAGUAAAUGCUCCCCAGAAUGUACGCGCAUCAGGGAAGAAAAUAAAAAACUGAAGGCUCAGGUUAACGACCUAAACCAACGCAUGCAACGCUUAGAAGCGUUGCUAAGCAAAACAAACAACAACACACAGGCGGGGCAGCAAAGCGGCACUAAAGGCCACCAGCCCGCCAUCUCCAUUCCUGCCCCCUCAAGAACCACCACGCCCUCAUCGCUACCCGGUGCGGCCUCGGCAGCGGCAGGCCAGUCAAGUGUAGUCACCCUCGAAGGCAUUUAUGCUACAAUACAACAGAUGCUUUACCAGAUGGGUGAAUUAAACAAUAAAGUCAACGAGAACACACUUAGCCAUGAAGACCUUGAAAGAAGAAUACGCAAGGUUGAGUUUGGCUCGCGCAAGCGGGUCGACGACGAGAGCAGCAACCCACGCAUGAAGGCGUACAGGCGCAUGAACAACACGGGCGACGUCAGGGACGCCGAAAACUGUGACGGCGGUGCCAUGAACGUCAGCAAUGGCUAA
This is a messenger RNA of Dermacentor albipictus, 1161 nucleotides long. NCBI's taxonomy places the organism in Eukaryota, Metazoa, Arthropoda, Arachnida, Ixodida, Ixodidae. The record is from RefSeq and is a predicted model, not a curated record.